Molecule: messenger RNA, 4450 nt
Organism: Callorhinchus milii (elephant shark)
Lineage: Eukaryota; Metazoa; Chordata; Chondrichthyes; Chimaeriformes; Callorhinchidae
Gene: utrophin
Product: utrophin
Exons: 25
Coding region: 483-3344 (953 amino acids)
Biological process (GO): synaptic signaling
Cellular component (GO): plasma membrane
Molecular function (GO): zinc ion binding; protein binding
Source: RefSeq, a predicted model, not a curated record
UUGUCAAACUCUUUUUCUCUGGCUCGCAAGCUGCCAACUUAUAGUUACAAUCGAGAGAAUCAACCCUUUGAUCAAGAGUGGCGUGUGUGAGCAUAGAAGAAGCAGCAUCUGGGCUGUGGCAACAGAUCACCAGAGCGGUGGGGCAUUAAAACAGAGUUUUUAAACUAAAUAUUAAGGAGGGGGAAAGGGAAUACAAGACCCGAAAGGAUGAAUGCACUAAGGAAGCUGGCUGAGAACUGUAGAAGAUUUCUCAGCAUCUUGGAUCGGGGUAUCUUUGGAAAAGUUCUCUUGCAUUGAUGACGUUGGGAAGCUGCUAAUAUGUAAACUGGGACUGGAUGGAUUUGGUGUGUAAGAAAAGGCUUCGGACAGGCUAAAGCAGGAGGUUAAUAGUCUGUUUGCAGAUGUAAAACUGCAAAAUAAGCAGCAGUAAAUGGACCACCUUUUACAGGAAGAUGUAGGCUGUGUCAAGGUGAGAUGCAACGAUGAUUGGCCUGAACUUCAGCUUGCAGGAGUGGCUAAGACAAUUUGAACAGGACAUCCAGGCGGAGAUUGAUGCUCAUAAUGACAUCUUCAAGAGCAUUGACGGCAACAAACAGAAGAUGGUGAAGGUUUUAGGAAGCUCGGAGGAAGCUGCCCUGCUUCAGCACCGACUUGAUGACAUGAACCAGCGCUGGAGUGAGCUGAAGGCCAAGUCUGUGAAUAUUAGGAGCCAUUUGGAGGCGAGUGCAGAACGAUGGAACAGGUUACUGGCAUCCCUUGAAGAACUGAGCAAGUGGCUAAAUCUGAAAGAUGAGACGCUGGCAAAGCAGAUGCCUAUUGGGGAAGAUGUUCAGGCUCUCCUGCAGCAGCACGACCACUGCCGGGCACUCAGACGGGAGCUUGUGACUAAGGAACAGACUGUGAUCAAUGCUCUGGAUUCCGCUCGACUGUUCCUGGCAGACCAGCCUAUUGAGGGGCCUGAGGAGCCGCGACGUCAUCUCCAUGUUAAAACAGAGCCAACCCCAGAAGAGAGAGCCCAGCGAAUUGCCAAAGCUGUGCGCAAGCAGUCAACGGAAGUCAAAGAGAAUUGGGAACUGCUCAACACUCAUGCCAGCAACUGGCAGAAACAGGUGGAAAAGGCACUGGAGAAACUUCAGGAACUACAAGGAGCUAUGGAUGACCUUGAGGCGCACAUGACAAAGGCUGAGAAUGCCCGCAACGAUUGGGAACCUGUAGGUGACCUGCUCAUCGACUCCCUGCAGGACCACAUUGACAAAACCACGGCUUUUAAAGAGGAAAUUGCCCCAUUGAAGCAAGAAGUCAAAAUAGUAAAUGACCUGGCUAGUCAGUUGUCUCCACUUGAUGUCCCUUUAUCUCCAAAGACCUCUCAUCAGCUUGACGACCUAAAUAUGCGUUGGAAACUUAUACAGGUCAAUGUUGAGGAUCGGAUUAAACAGUUGCAAGAAGCACAUCGGGACUUUGGACCUUCAUCACAACAUUUCCUCUCCACCUCUGUUCAGUUGCCUUGGCAGAGAGCAGUGUCGCAUAAUAAUAAAGUGCCAUAUUACAUCAACCACCAGAUCCAAAGCACCUGUUGGGAUCAUCCCAAGAUGACGGAGCUUUUCCACUCAUUGGGUGACCUGAACAACGUCCGUUUUUCUGCUUACCGUACAGCCAUGAAGAUCCGACGGCUCCAGAAAGCUCUCUGCUUGGAUUUAUUGGACCUGAACACUGCACAUAGCAUCUUUGAACAGCACAAGCUGACACAAAAUGAGCAACUUCUAAACGUGACUGAGGUGAUCAAUUGUUUAACAACUAUUUACGACGGCCUAGAGCAAAGCCACAAGGAUCUGGUCAACGUGCCGCUGUGUGUGGACAUGUGUUUGAACUGGCUUCUAAAUGUCUUUGACACGGGUAGGAGUGGAAAAAUCCGUGUGCUAUCUCUGAAGAUCGGAUUGAUGUCUCUAUCUAAGGGUCUCCUAGAGGAAAAAUACAAGAAUCUCUUCAAACAAGUGGCCGGACCUAAUGCCCAGUGUGACCAGCGAGGCCUGAGCCAUUUGCUUCACGACGCAAUCCAGAUCCCUCGGCAGCUGGGUGAAGUCGCCUCAUUCGGUGGGAGUAACAUUGAGCCAAGUGUACGCAGUUGUUUCCAGCACGCUCAGAACAAGACAGAGAUUGACGUUAAACUGUUUGUGGAGUGGAUGAGACUGGAGCCUCAGUCCGUGGUCUGGCUGCCUGUUCUGCAUCGAGUGGCAGCUGCUGAAACAGCAAAACAUCAGGCAAAGUGCAACAUCUGUAAAGAAUGUCCGAUUGUUGGAUUUAGGUACCGGAGUCUCAAACACUUCAACUAUGACAUCUGCCAAAGCUGUUUCUUUUCUGGACGUACAGCAAAAGGACAUAAAUUGCAUUACCCAAUGGUGGAGUACUGCACUCCAACCACGUCUGGCGAAGAUGUCCGAGAUUUCACUAAGGUGUUGAAAAACAAGUUCAGGUCAAAAAAAUACUUCGCCAAACACCCCCGAUUGGGUUACUUGCCCGUCCAAACCGUUCUGGAAGGCGAUAACCUUGAAAUCCCUGUCACGCUCAUCAGUAUGUGGCCUGAGCAGUAUGACCCUACACAGUCUCCACAGCUGUCCCAUGAUGACACUCAUUCCCGGAUAGAACAUUAUGCCAGCAGGUUGGCACAGAUGGAAAGAACCAAUGGCUCCAUGCUCACAGACAGCAGCUCGACCACAGGAAGCAUAGACGAUGAGCACACGUUGAUCCAACAUUACUGUCAGACACUGGGAAGAGAGUCUCCCAUCAGCCAGCCACAGAGCCCUGCCCAGAUCCUGAAGUCCGUGCAGAAGGAAGAACAAGGAGAGCUGGAACACAUUAUUGCCGACCUUGAAGAGGAGCAAAGGACUCUGCAAGCUGAAUACGAGCGUUUAAAACAGCAGCACCUGCUGAAGGGGCUCAAUCCGUCAUCUCCACACGACCCUUUCUCUCCCACCCAGCAGAGCCCCCAGGAUGCUGAGCUCCUGGCCGAGGCCAAGCUCCUGCGACAGCACAAGGGGAGGCUGGAAGCCAGGAUGCAGAUCCUGGAGGAUCACAACAAGCAAUUGGAGUCACAGCUGUGUCGUCUGCGUAAACUACUGGAAGAGCCAUCGACCGAUCCCAAAGUGAACGGGGUUGCUGCCGUUUCUCCAUCCACCUCCUUUCAGCUAUCUGAGUAUGGCCAGCUCUUCAAUGAGGACUUCAGCUCACAGACAGAUGACUUAUUGAUUCCACCUCAGGAUACGAAUACAGAUCUUACGGAUGUUAUGGAGCAGAUCAAUAACACUUUCCCCUCAGCAAGUUUCACUCCAAGACAGCAGAUGAUGUAAAGACGUGUUGGAAACACUAGCCAGUAACUUCCAGCAUCGUCCACCAACCCCGAUGACCGACAUUAGUUACAAAUAUACGGAAACGGGACCCUCAAAAGUAUUAUGGAUUUCAAUGAUCUGUCCUACUGAAGAAGUUCACUUCCUGAAGACCCAAAGACCACAAGUUGUCACUGUUAUGUUCCUGUUUGCUUCUUUUACUAUGCAAUUGUAAAAUAAUGAAGUAUAAAAUGUUAGGUGGAGUCUGAAAAACUUGCCAUUAUUUGUAUAAACAUCAGCAUUUGAGAAGGGGGAAGGGGCUUUAUAUCACUUUUUACUAUUGGUGAAGAGAGUAUUGAUGGAACAUUUUCAAGUCAUGGUUUGUGCAUUUUACACAGUUUUACAAACAAAAAGUCAUUCCACUCUCUCCAGCAUCACCCUCCUUUGAAGCCAAGUCUCAUAGCUGUGGCUUUCAACACUUGGCUGCGUGCCUAAGGAUAUAGUUCCUUUUUUUUUAGUUAGGCCAAAGUGUUGCGGGUAAAUGGGAGGGGAUCAAUUUCCCCCUCAGCCCCCUCUUUAUAGAGGGACUUUUAACGAAUCUGUGCCCCGAGGAAAUUUUUUGAGUAGAAUUUUAAUUGUUUUAACGUAUUGUAACAAAAGAAAGCCAUGACCACCUUUCUACCUCAGGCCUCACUUUCAUUGUAGGGGAUCUUAUACCAGUCUGAAUAACAUUCUCUUACACUCAAAGCUUUUCAUUUCCAACAGACCAAACGGCUCAAACAGAGUUUGCAGAAGGGUCCAAGUAAUCCAUCGGUAAUCAUUUGGUGGAAUUGUGUUUUUUUAAUUAUUUUUGUGUAUUGUGUCAAGUCUAACUGGGACUGCCUCCAACUUCAUAUAGCUGUAUUUCUCUCCUCUCCCCCCGUCCCUCCUAAUGAUGUAAUUACUGACCAGUAGGUAUGCUGUACCAUUACACUGUAAACUUCUCGCUCUCCCGAGUCCAACAAUCUAGAUAUUUUAAACAUGUAAAGGUACUAUAUUGUCUUCUAGAUUUAUAGACUAUAUCUUACAACGCUGAUCACAUUUGACAUCACUACAUAUUUCAUUCAAAAUAAAAUUCAUAUAUAACAAAA